This is a messenger RNA of Aspergillus niger, 891 nucleotides long. RefSeq lists its product as uncharacterized. Bases 1 to 891 code for a protein of 296 amino acids. The transcript is spliced from 2 exons. Gene Ontology annotation, biological process: alanyl-tRNA aminoacylation; regulation of translational fidelity. Gene Ontology annotation, molecular function: nucleic acid binding; Ser-tRNA(Ala) deacylase activity; alanine-tRNA ligase activity. The record is from RefSeq and is a predicted model, not a curated record. NCBI's taxonomy places the organism in Eukaryota, Fungi, Ascomycota, Eurotiomycetes, Eurotiales, Aspergillaceae.
AUGGCCGAAUCUACAAAACUCAUCUACCAACAAGACGGACAGCUGCUGCUCCACGGCGCCAAAGUUCUGUCCAUCAUCCCAGUUUCCAAACUCCCAGAGGCAGACCAAGCCCUGGCCAAAGACUCAGCCGAAAUAGAGCAUGCCGUGGUCACUGACUCCACGAUCUUCCACGUCCAGGGCGGCGGACAGCCCUCAGACACCGGAACCAUGACCACGGACGUAGCGCCCAAAGCAGACUUAAUCUUCGAAGUGAAGUCAGUCCGCCAACCAGCCCAGGGGAACCAGAUCCUUCACUUGGGUCGGUUCGUCCCGGUCGGGACUACGCAGUUCGACUCCGGGGAGGAAGUCCAGCAGCGCGUUGACGCUGAGAAGCGGAACCUGCACUCUCGUCUUCAUACCGCUGGACACGUCAUGAGUUUGGCGAUUCAUGCGCUGUGUCGCGAGGGUGUGCUUCCCCCGGUGAAGGAGUCGAAGGCGUCGCAUUAUCCGGGUUCGGCGUCGGUUUCUUUCGAGGGGACGUUGGAGGGUAAGCAUAAGGAGCUUAUUCAGGCGAAGACGGAUGAGUUUGUGCGGUCGGCGAGUCCGGUUAGGAUUCAUUGGUGGUCCAUGGAGGAGUUGAAGGAGAAGUGUUAUGUUGCGGAGGGGUUUGCGUUGCCUGAGGGUGAGACGCUGGGGAGAGUGGUUGAGAUGGAAGGGUUGGGAAGUUAUCCUUGUGGUGGGACGCAUGUGACGGAUUGUAGUCUUGUGGGGAAGAUUGAGGUGAAGAAGAUUUCAAGGUCGAAGGGGUAUGAGCAUGAGCUAAUGUUGGAUGUUUGUUACGGAGCACACAUUUUUAAUACGGCCAUUAGAACUAGCUUGGAAUCAUCCAUUGUCAGGUCUGUAGAAUUUUAA